AUGUCAACCGAACCAGAAGAAAAUCUUUUGGAGUUUUCGAUGAAAUAUCUAGAUGCAGUAUUUGGAACAGGUGAUACAUCAGAAAAAAACUUGACCCGAAUUGAAGUAAACGAUCCAAGUAAACCAAACAUAAAACCACCAGAUGAAAAAUAUGUACCCGACUCUCAGAAUUCCAUACAAACGAAUAGCCCUGGCACGCAAAAGAAUCUUCCUACUCAAACUGAACGGACUGCUGUUAGAAGCAAAGAGGCUUCAUCUGACCUAAUCAACUCCAAACAAACCACCGCUAAUCCCUCAACUGAAAAGGAAGUUUCUGCUGUACAAUUAAAUAACGAAUCAAAGGAAAAAGCUGUCACUGCCACACAGUUAAAUGGUGAAACGAAAGAGGGUUCUCUAGAGAAGAGAAGUUCGGGCUUAAUAGAUGCUACCCUUAAAAGGAAGUCUAUAAUAGGUUUAGAAAACAUUGAAUUUAGUGAUAACCUCAAUGCCGAGUCAAUCACUGAGGAGUUGCAUAUCGAAACAGAUAAUCCAUCACAUUUAUUUUGGGUGCCUGCACAUCUACACCCAGAAAUAGCUCCGAAUGAAUUCAGAAAGUGGCUGAAAAACCAUGCAAAAGAUGACUAUAGCUCGGGAAUAAGUUCUUUGAGAAGACGUAAAUCAACUCUUUCCCGGCAAUAUAUACCCUCAGAAAAUGAUGAAGACGAAAAGCCCGAGAAAAUAGUUGCUGAAAAGAAACUGACUGGCUUUGAUUGGGAAUCAUUUGCAGCAUCAGAUGAGAAUAUGAAUGUUUCAUUAGAAUCAACAAAGUUAAAUAAGCUACUAAUUUUAAAUGUUGAUUCACCCGUACUUAUCCCGAGAAUGGCACCAGCACUUAAACGUACAGCUCGUACGAAAAUUCGUAGAAAUUCGGUGGCCGGAGAACAGAAUCCUCGAAGAUUUUCAGCACAUAGGAGGACAAAGUCAACUCACGUACUAUCUGACAAGAGUAAUGAUGGGCGUUUACUGCAAAUUCGUGCGAAGAAAACAUCGGACCCAAAUCCUUCUAGUACUUUAGUAUUGCCACAAUCAGAUGAAUCUAAAAUUGUCAAAGAAGAAAUUACAUUAUUACCUCAUAGAAAUGGGGUCAACAAUGAUAUCGAGCUUGAUUAUAUAGAGUCUAGUGAUAUUUCAGGGCCCAUACGUAUAACUUUAAAGGAUGAUAACGGACCUGCACCUCGUAGAACGAGCUCUCUUCCUCAAAAUGCCCAUGAGUUAUCAGAUUCUCUACAAGAUCAGAUUUCAUUACCUGACAAAACAAAGUUAUAUGUUGACACUGCUGGCACGUCGAAAACCACUGCCGAAAUACCGGCGCCGACAUCAAUUUCACAAACAUCACCGGAUCCGACUGAUCCUCCGCAACAAAAAAGGACGUCGACAUGGACCUCAUGGCUUUUUGGCGCUAAUUCAGACGAAAAAGAUAAAGAAUCAAAGACUCCCAAAGUAAAGGAAAACCUGGCGAUGAUAAUGUAG
Acaulospora colombiana is the source of this 1509-nucleotide messenger RNA. The record is from the annotation of a GenBank genome assembly. NCBI's taxonomy places the organism in Eukaryota, Fungi, Glomeromycota, Glomeromycetes, Diversisporales, Acaulosporaceae.